This is a messenger RNA of Mycetomoellerius zeteki, 1195 nucleotides long. It is a transcript of the gene Chrac-16, whose product is annotated as chromatin accessibility complex protein 1. Gene Ontology annotation, biological process: DNA-templated DNA replication; chromatin remodeling. The coding region runs from base 27 to 560 and encodes 177 amino acids. Lineage: Eukaryota; Metazoa; Arthropoda; Insecta; Hymenoptera; Formicidae. The record is from RefSeq and is a predicted model, not a curated record. The transcript has 2 exons. Gene Ontology annotation, cellular component: nucleus; CHRAC. Gene Ontology annotation, molecular function: protein heterodimerization activity.
AGAAGGGAAGAAUAUAAUCGCGCGCAAUGAGUACGCAAGGUUCUUCCGUAAAGUUGAAAGAGCUGCGUCUACCGAUCUCGAGGGUAAAGACAAUUAUGAAGAGUUCGCCUAGUGUCGAUACCGUCGGCCAGGACGGUUUGUAUUUGGUCACAAAAGCUACGGAACUGUUCAUACAUUACCUGUCAGAGGAAGCACACAUGCAAAGCAACAAGGGAUCCUCUUUGGAUUACAAACACUUGGCAGAGGUGGUACAGACCAACGACACGCUGGAGUUUCUGCGAGAAAUAAUGCCUAGGAAGAUCACGGUUCGGCAAUUCAAGGAAAUGAUGGCGGCCAAAGAACCGUCCAGCAGUUCUUCUGAGAGCAGUUCUGAUUCAGACAGCGACAGUGACUCUGACACGGACUCCUGUUCAGAUAGCGAUGAAACAAAGGGAGAUAAUAGGAACUCGUCGAGCAGUGAACAAGAGAGUGAAACCAAGGAGAACGGCGCUUGUCAUUCAGACAGUGACAAAAGUGAAAGUAGUGUGAAAAGUGACAGUGAGGAGAACAAUAAGAGAUGAAUUUGUAGAUUUCUGCUUCCAACAGACUUAGAUUAUUUAACAAAUUUUGGUUUAUCCGGUAUUUUUUUAUAAACUGUUGUAGAGCAACAAGGUUUAUCUAGUAUCAAGACUAUGCGUCUUUAUUGUAAAACAAAUAAACGUAGCCAAAUGACGCAAAAUUUAUAAUGUAAUAGAUCAUGAGAAUUUAUUGGAAAAAAUAUUUUUAUAUGCUCAUGAAUCGAUGAAAGUACACUCUUAAGGGAAUCCUAAAGCAAAGCUCGAACUCUGACAAAAUCACUAGAUGUUGAUCUAUUUUUCCAGUGCAUCGAUAUAUCUUUGUAUACUACCACACCAAUAUCUUACGCAACCUAUGAUACAUUCAGGCUACAGUCCACUUGAUGCUACAAACGCUUUAAAGCAUUCUUUGAUUAGUCAAUUCGUAAAAUUCUUUGUUCUGAUUGAUCGUGCAAACUACGUGUUUGUGGAUCACCAUUUUGUAAGUACAGAUUACAAAACUUUUGUAUCAAGCAAAUGUUAUCAUAACUUGACAGCUUGAGAUGCCAUGUCACACUAAGAAAUGGUAAAAAAUAUAUCAAUUUCGAAAUUUUUGGUCGUUCUCGGCACAAAUUCCACCUCACACGUAUUAAUGCGUAUAU